AUCGUAGCACUGUUACCAUGGUGAUAGGGGAAGGAAUUCCCCCCAAACGCGAUGAAAGUUUUCCGCCGCUAGAGGGCAGCAUGUGUUGUUGGUGAGUGUGAGUUUGGGAUGAUACUCUAAUGGAGAAGAAACCGGAAAACAACCAGGCUGCGACGAUAGAAUGAGAACUGCCAAACGUGAUUUAUUUUACAGAGAAAAUGGCCGACCAAUUACUCUGUGAUUUCGAUAAUUCCUGGAUUGGCACACGAAUCAUCAGAAGUUUAUCUAACAGCAGGGUACCCAAAGUCAUUUAUAAAAAUUCUACAUUUUAACAUAUGUAUAUAACUGCUGUUUAAAUCUUGCAUGUCGGCUAUAAUUUCGUGCUCGUUGGUGCGUCCAGUAGCCCGGCAUCCCGAGACUACACCUGUACGUAUAUACUGAACCCGUCUUAUUGUGCUACAUCAACCUGCCCUGGCUCCUUGCUACAUACACAGUGUGUGUGGGAUGGGGAAGUUUAACAUCUACAUUUUGUAUCUACUCUCCAGUGUGUAGUGAAUGGAAUACCAGUACAUUAAAAACAAAAUGCAAGUAUGAUGAUCUCCAUGACAGAGUAACGUCAUACAGCCGACAGAGUAUAGACGACACUGGAUUGAACACGUCAUACUGUCAUGUUGCCGGCUAUGAUACAUCAAGAUAUAUGAGUGAAUAUGACAACACCAACCAAGGGAUUGCUGCUGCAAUGGCCGAUGAUAGUUGUCUCCCUUCUUUGUUGGAGCAUCCCUCCAGUUACAGACGGUCUACAACAAAUGUUGAAUACCAACUCGUCCCGGUCUUGUAACCAGCCUCAUUAUUACGAAUUUGACAGUAUUUACAAUGUCAGCUCUAAUACAGCUGUGACCGGAAGUAAGUGCGAGGUGACUUUCACCAAGUCCACGUGGAGCGACACCAUGCGGGAACAGCGUUGCAGUCUUUGUGUAAAGAUCAAUACGUUCACGAUCCACAGCUGCCACUUCAAAAUGAUCUACCAUGACGGUCUGGCCGACGUCAAACCCAAGACGUUCGACUGCCACACAUUCCCGCCAUUGUUGUGGUGUUCUAGUAACAAUGACCUUAAACUUGUGUUCAAGGAGCUAAAGAAGUACAAGGGAGAUAAGUACUCGAUCGAUCUCCAGGUGAAACCCUACUGCUCCCAAAACAACACUGCAGGUAAGGGGAAACCGACGCCUUCCCCGCCCGGUAAGACGUAUGAGGAAAAAGUUCGAGAAGAGGAGAAACGUAGGAGAGACACGGUUAUCAUCGCCGGCUCCCUCAUCUCCACGGUGUCAAUCAUGUUUGUACUGUGCUACCUCACCUACUCCUGCUGGAAACGUAGGAACCCACGCUCCAGCUCUUCAUCCCCACCCCCGGGCACCUCCAGUAGGGGGUCAAGCUCUACCCGGUCAAAUCAUAAGAAACCCCCAGGAGUUAUAGCCAAUACGAGGAUUCCUAUGGACCGUUACCAUAGUGAUGGUCAACCUCGGGAGGGUCAGACUCAACCCUGGUACACCAUGCAUCCCAUGACCUUACCGUCGUCAGAGCUACAUAGUCAGGGGUACACACCCUCGCAUGACCAAUGGCUGGACUCCCGAUACACAAAGUUACCAGAACUAAAUCCGAAGCCGACGGAAAUGAAGGGGUAUACGUAUGUACCCUCACAGUCUCAUCGUCUUUCACCGACAAAGGAAGUAGUAUUCCGCGAGGACAUGCCACAUACACUAAGACCGGAUAUGCACUCAUAUGAUGCAGAUGUUGAAUUACCAAAUAUGGCGGGCCCUUCGCCUCUUCCUCCCCCACUUCCCCCGAGGCCAAAUCUCCAGCAAUACCAAUCAAAACAGUAUUUCAUAUAAUGAUGGCGAGUUAUCUCCCUUUUUUUAAAAUAGCCGGUAUUGCACAAGGCCGUUGAGGUCGGAAUUAUAUGUGGGUUAUGAUUCUGUUUGUGAUAUGAUGUCGUGAAAUAGCGACCGAGAACUAUGGACAGGAAAGGAUCAGAUCAUUAAUUCAUUAUCAAUUGAAAUGUCAUCUGACUGUCCUCCACGCCGGACCGGAAGUGGUACACUGGGCCACCUAAAUAGGCACAAGUUUGUCAUGAUCCAGCAAUAAAUGUAAAAAAACUGUACAUAUUGUGAGUGAAUGAUGAGAUGAAAGGGAUUAUUUAUUGUAAAUGCCGUGUGUUGAGUUCUACAUUUAUUUAUAAUCACAGAUUUAUACGGCUAUUAGACGAUUUCUUAAAGCCCAAUAUACGUAAAAAUCACUACAAAAAACAAACUUUAUCUUAUUUUCCCCGUAAUAUAUGUAACAAAACAAAUACUUUCCUUUAAUUAAAGAAAAUAAAAAUGACUGUUUUCAAUUUAGAUAAAAAUUGAAAAAAUCGGAAAACAUACAUUACCGCUCGCAGCGAUGACAUUGCGCAUGCGCAUAUUCCGCGUGUGUAAACAUGGCAGACACAGAACAGACGUUCACCAGCCGCUUCCUUUUUUUCAAUCAUACAUCAGGCCAGUUCUGAAUUUUUACGUUAUAAUUGUGCGUCGUAAUGUUUCUAAACUAAUUAUUCCUUCUAAUAAUUUCCCAAAAACUGAAUGUUUAUCACAGGAAUACCUCAAGUCUACGACAAGACUUCGCAAACAAUGUUUGUAAACAAAAUCUUACCGUAGACAUAUCUGCAUGUGCUUCCUCUUUAAGAAGAAACAUCAACUCUCGCGAGAUCAGGUCAUGAACUUUCCGACGUGGUUCGGCAACAAUCGUAAUUUCGAUGGCGGCGUGUUUAAAAUGGAGGUGUGUUUACAAAUAGCGAGUUUCAACUGCUCAUAUAUCAAUACUUUAUGCACAAAGUAAUGGUAACUAUUGUUUAAAUAACUUAAUUCUAACUACAUCUUACAGAAUAUCUCAAUAAUUAUUUGUGAUUCUACACUAAAUUUUUGGUGAAUGUUACGUAUAUUGGGGCUUAAACGGUCUGCAAAUCCACUUCUAGUCAUAUAUAUUUAGGUUUCCGCGAUCCUUGAUUUCAUCUAUCUGUUGUAAAAACAUUUUUUAUUUAAUACUAUUUAUUAGAAAUCCGUUUUGUUUCUAAGAUUACAUAUAUGAUUUAUAUGAUACAAAUUCCACGCAUCAUUUUCCCGUCGGUUUUUGUUAGAUUGUGUCUUUACAGUGUAUACCUAUAUGGUAGAUUAAUCCCUCAUUAUAUUCCAACGUGUCAAUGUGCUAUUGGUACAUGUAUAAAUAUAGAAGAAUAAAAAAUGAUCGAUAUUGUAAAAUAACAUUUUUUCAUAUGUGCGGUGGAAAAACGAAGAUAUUAAGUGCCAUUGAAGUUUGUGCUUAUCUACAACACAGAUUGUCAAAAUGUAAAUUGUUUGCCUCUUGCAAACUGUAGCAUUCACUGUUAUGACUCGUAGGAAGAAUCGUUUUAAAUCUUUGUAUCUAUUUGUUAUCUAUUUAAAAUGUUGACGAGACCGAUUAUCAUAUGGCAUUGUCCGUCCGUCCGUUUACUUACUGGCAUUUACAGAUCGCCUUCUGAUUUCUACCUAAUUAUUAUCAUCUCUUUAAGCUGGGAAGGAUUUAUAAUGAGGAUACGUAACAUUUAUUUUCAGAAUAUUACUGAUGGGACUUUUUCACCAUUUACCCUUUUUUCCCUCUGUUUUUCUCCGAUCUCUUUGCCAUUUUGUGUGCCUUUAAGAAUAUUCUGAUACAUUUUAAAGGUUCUUGUCGUUUGUUUAAUGUCUAAAUGUCAGACAAACGUGAUUUUCGUUUGUAAUGUAGCCAUUUGAUUCUAUUUUUGAAAGAGUUACUGCCCUUUGUGUCUUAUAUGAUUUGGCCGGCUUGAUAAUCAUGGAACUUGAAUGAACUUUCUAAUGAAGCCAUAUAUUUGGUGACUUCUCUUGUUUGGUUUCCUAGUUUUGUGGAUUUUGAUAUAAAAAAAACAUGAAAGUACAAGUGCACUUAGGUUUGGUUAAAAAAAGUAUUCUAAUGGAAUUUCUCGUGAUCAUAAAUAAGAAGAUGCAGAAUCCGUUAUCAUCGCGUCCUCUGUUUAAGCAGCUGCAUAUGAUCCUACUAACACAUAUACAGAUCGCUGGGAUUGUGUUCAGUACUCCGCCCCCGUAUGUACGUGUACGGAUCCGUCCUGUAGGUAAACAUUCAGUGCUCCGCCCCUGUAGGUAAACAUUCAGUGCUCCGCCCACUGUAGGUAAACACUCGGUACUCCGCCCACUGUAGGUAAACAUUCAGUACUCCGCCUCUGUAGGUAAACACUCGGUACUCCGCCCACUGUAGGUAAACAUUCAGUGCUCCGCCCCUAAAGGUAAACAUUCAGUGCUCCGCCCCUGUAGGUAAACAUUCAGUGCUCCGCCCUAUAGGCAAACAUUCAGUACUCCGCCCGUGUAGGUAAACAUUCAGUACUCCGCCCCUGUACAUAAAUAUUCAGUGCUCCGCCCACUGUAGGUAAACAUUCAGUACUCCGCCCACUGUAGGUAAACAUUCAGUGCUCCGCCCCUGUAGGUAAACAUUCAGUACUCCGCCCCUGUAGGUAAACAUUCAGUACUCCGCCCCUGUAGGUAAACAUUCAGUACUCCGCCCACUGUAGGUAAACAUUCAGUGCUCCGCCCCUGUAGGUAAACAUUCAGUGCUCCGCCCCUGUAGGUAAACAUUCAGUACUCCGCCCCUAUAGGUAAACAUUCAGUGCUCCGCCCCUGUAGGUAAACAUUCAGUGCUCCGCCCCUGUAGGUAAACAUUCAGUUAUUCGAAUCACUAGAUUUUGAUUACAUGCCACACCCUUUUUGGCUUGAACGAUAUGCCCGCCCAUAUCUGUCUUCCCCCUCCCUCCCUUGCGAGAGGUGAUGCUUCUGACCGGUCUCCUAACGGAAAUACACGUGUCAAGCAAAAUAAUACAAACGUGUACAUAUAUUUAUUACGUACAUAUGACAUCUGCAUGUAUAUUUA
Molecule: messenger RNA, 4947 nt
Organism: Ylistrum balloti
Lineage: Eukaryota; Metazoa; Mollusca; Bivalvia; Pectinida; Pectinidae
Exons: 8
Coding region: 687-1865 (392 amino acids)
Source: RefSeq, a predicted model, not a curated record